This is a messenger RNA of Melopsittacus undulatus (budgerigar), 539 nucleotides long. RefSeq names its product apolipoprotein A2 (gene APOA2). The transcript has 3 exons. The record is from RefSeq and is a predicted model, not a curated record. Lineage: Eukaryota; Metazoa; Chordata; Aves; Psittaciformes; Psittaculidae. Gene Ontology annotation, molecular function: phosphatidylcholine binding; high-density lipoprotein particle binding; apolipoprotein receptor binding. Gene Ontology annotation, cellular component: extracellular region; blood microparticle; chylomicron. Gene Ontology annotation, biological process: cholesterol transport; negative regulation of lipase activity; low-density lipoprotein particle remodeling. The coding region runs from base 6 to 539 and encodes 177 amino acids.
CGGGGAUGGGACACUGGGACAUAGGGACAGGACACAGGCUAUGGGGCCGCCCUGGCGAGGCCGAGAAGGGUUGGCCCCCACACGACCCUUACCCCCAUGGUGUUUACCCAGGCCCGGCCACCCCGAACGGGGGGCGGGAGCUGAUCCCGAUGGAUAAAAGCAGCCCCAACGGGGCCUCCAUAGCCCCAAAUCCUGCCCAGCCUGGCACGAUGAAGGCAGUGACGGCCGCGGUGCUGCUGGUGCUGGUGCUGGCGCUGGGGCCGGUCGGGGCCGCGCGGUCCCGGAGGGAGGCUCCAGCUGAGGACGCUCCCGAGGUCCCGGCCGAGGAUUUCUUCAGCCGCCACCUCCAGAGCUUCUCGGACUUCAUGACCAAGGACCUGCCCCAGCGCCUGCAGGUGGAGGAGAUGCGGAGCCAGGCAGAGGCAUACCUGGACCGGGCCAACAAGCAGCUGACUCCGCUGGCUCAGGAGCUUCGGAGCAAUGUCCUGGGGCUCUUCUCGUCCCUGCUGGACCUGGGCAAGAGCAAGGAGCAGCGCUGA